GGCCUGGCGUGCGCGCGAGCCCCGCGGCGGGCGGGCCCGGGCCGAAGCCAUCAGCAGGUUCCUCCUCAUCGUCUCCGGUUGUUGUUUUUGUUUAUUUUUCCUCUCCACCCGCUACCCCAACCCCAGGCUCCAGUCCAAUCUGAGCACCCAGAUCCCGGUCCAGUCCGGCCUCUCCGCGGGGGUCACGCGGCUGCCCCGGGGACGAUGAACGGAGGAUAAAUGGUGCCCAAGGCAGACAGCGGCGCCUUCCUGCUGCUCUUCCUGCUCGUGCUCACCGUCACCGAGCCGCUGCGGCCAGAGCUGCGGUGCAACCCUGGGCAGUUUGCCUGCCGCAGUGGUACCAUCCAGUGCAUCCCCCUGCCCUGGCAGUGUGACGGCUGGGUAACUUGUGAGGAUAAGAGCGAUGAAGCCGACUGUCCAGAAGUAACUGGCGAGGCCCGUCCCUACCAUGGGAAGGAGGCUGUGGACCCGCGGCAAGGGCGGGCCAGAGGAGGCGACCCCACACACUUCCACGCAGUGAAUGUGGCUCAGCCUGUCCGCUUCAGCAGUUUCCUAGGGAAAUGCCCGACAGGCUGGCAUCACUAUGAAGGCACGGCCAGCUGCUACCGGGUCUACCUGAGUGGAGAGAACUACUGGGAUGCCGCACAGACCUGCCAGCGUGUGAACGGCUCCCUCGCCACCUUCUCCACUGACCAGGAGCUGCGCUUUGUUCUGGCCCAGGAAUGGGACCAGCCCGAGCGGAGCUUUGGCUGGAAGGACCAGCGCAAGCUCUGGGUUGGCUAUCAGUAUGUCAUCACUAGCCGGAACCACUCCUUGGAAGGACACUGGGAGGAAGCAUUUAAAGGCUCCUCAGAGGUGUUCCUGCCCCCUAACCCCAAAAUCUUCGCCUCAGUCCUGUCUGAGAAGGACAACGUGCUCUGCGCCCAGCUGCAGUGCUUCCACUUCCCCACUCUGAGGCACCAUGACCUCCACAGCUGGCAUGCUGAGAGCUGCUACGAGAAGUCUUCGUUUCUGUGUAAAAGAAGUCAGACGUGUGUUGACAUCAAGGACAAUGUGGUGGAUGAAGGGUUCUACUUCACCCCCAAGGGAGACGACCCAUGCUUGAGCUGCACCUGCCAUGGUGGGGAGCCCGAGAUGUGCGUGGCGGCCCUCUGUGAGCGGCCCCAGGGCUGUCAGCAGUACCGCAAGGACCCUAAGGAGUGCUGCAAGUUCAUGUGUCUGGACCCAGACGGCAACAGCCUGUUUGAGUCCAUGGCCAGCGGGAUGCGCCUGGUGGUCAGCUGCAUAUCCUCCUUCCUCAUCCUCUCACUGCUGCUGUUCAUGGUCCACCGGCUGCGCCAGCGACGCAGGGAACGCAUCGAGUCCCUCAUUGGUGCAAACUUGCACCACUUCAACCUUGGCCGGAGGAUUCCUGGCUUUGACUAUGGUCCAGAUGGAUUUGGCACAGGCCUCACCCCACUACAUCUUUCUGACGAUGGGGAAGGUGGGACUUUCCACUUCCACGACCCUCCGCCUCCCUACACAGCUUACAAGUACCCAGACAUCGACCAGCCUGAUGAUCCACCACCACCCUAUGAGGCUUCCAUCAACCCGGACAGCAUGUUCUACGACCCCGCAGAUGACGAUGCCUUUGAGCCUGCAGAGGCCAGCCUGCCAGCCCCAGGGAAUGGUGGCAUUGAAGGUACAUUGCCCAGGAGCCCAGAGCAGCCUUUGCCUCCUGCGGGGACUUCCCUGGCAGAUCUGGAAGACUCUACCAACAGCAGCAGUGCUCUGCUUGUGCCCCCUGAUCCAACACAGAGUGGGAGCACCCCAGCUACAGAGGUACCACCAGGGGGUGGUUGCCACAGCUGCAACCCCCUCAAUACUGUGGUAUAGAUGCCCCGGCUCAGGGGUCAGUGGGCUGGGAGCACCAGUGCACUUGAGAAGACACCUGUCCCUGUGGGAAACUUGAAGGGUCCCUGUGGGAAACUUGAAGGGUCCCUGUCAACAGCCUGGACCCAUGUCUGCUGCUGCACACCCAGCAGCCAGCGGGCGUGUACACAGGAACCUGAGUGUCCCUGCGGGCAUCAGAAGCAUAUGUAGCUUUGGGUCACUGUCUCUCGUGGAGAAGAAUGACGACAGUAUGGAAGGGAGCAAAAGGCGCCAGGCUGAACUCAAUGCCAAGCACAUUUUGGGGUGGGCUUGCUUGCUUGCUUGCAGGGUCCCACCCAGAGAAGCCUGCCAGCUAGUCAUUAACCAGUGGCCAAGCCCCAGGGUGGGCGGACAGCAGGCCGCCACUACCACACUGGAGGCGGCUCGGGCAGCAAGGGCAUCUGUGGACUCAGUGGUCUUGGGGCGCUGAGUCUGCUUUCAGGGAGAGCCUUUGAAGCUGCUGCCCUGGCGCUUCAGGGACACCCCUCCAGGUCUAUCUGUGAGCAUCAAAGUGCCCAGGCCCUGAGGAGGUAGAUGAGGAAGGAUGUUGAACUUGCGGCUGGGCCCUGCGAAUUCGGCUCUGGCAGGAACCUGCAGCUCAGCCCUCCCCACUCUCCACAACCCCCCCAGCCUUCACUCUGGAUCUCCAUUGACUGGGCCAGCUGGCUCUCUAGAGCACCAGAGCCUGGCCUUGUGGUGAGCAGCCUCUGGAUCCGGCCUGCCCCUCCCCACCUUGUCGGUGCCAUAAAGGGUCGUUUCUUUGGAAAGAGGGUGGUGAAAGUCAACAUAGGGGCUGUGCCCGUUUCCUGAGUCGACUUGCACCACAGUCGCCACUGGAGCCCGUCAUCGCUGGUUGUGUGCACACCUGUCUGCCCUGCACAGCACCCGGUCUGCGGCCCUUUGCCUAAGGGACCCAGCUGGCUUCAUCAGUGCUGUUGUCUCCUGACAGGCCUUUAAGGUUUGGAGAUGAAGCGGAUUCUGUGCUAUUUUUAGUACAUUCAUAUCUUUUCUGUUGAAUGUCUGGAUCUUUGUGCGUGUGUGUGUGUGUGUGUGUGUGCGCGCGCGCACGCGUGUACCUAUGUAUCUUUAUGUGGCCAAAUGUUUUGCAGGUGAUGGUGGUGGCUCGCAAGAAUCAAGCUGGGACCCCCACCCCUGUCCCAGAUUAGCCAUUUCACCUCGGGCCACUCAGACAGGGCUGUGUCAGCUCGUGCGCCUUAUGCCAUGGUCGGUGGGGCUGCGACCUUUGUACCACUAAGGAACAUCAAUGGGAGGUGCAUCCGAGCCUGUGGUUCCAUGGUGCUUUGUGGCAACAGACUGGACUCAGUCCAGUUCUGGGUACCUUUGCACUCUGGGUGGCUCCCAUUUUUCCCUCCAUGUGGAGAGUCUUGAGACCUGACCCAUGCCACAGAGCCUGCUGGAGAUGGGAGCUUCAUCGCUGAGCAGCCUGUUCCUGGGCCAGUGUGCAGGCAGCCCCUCUCAUUUUCACAUUGCCGGAGGACAAAGGGGAGUUCAUUGGGCCUCCAGCAGGUGCUGGGUGUUGGGCAGCCACACUCCAGAGCAGUGUGGGGAAAGUCACUGGUGCCAGGUUACUCAAGUCCUGAGGACCACAGCAGCAGAGCCUCUGAACGCAGCAUGUGUGGGCCUGGAAGCCACAUCUGGGGACCAAAGGACUAUUGGGGAUGGGCUGACAUGUCAACGAGCAGAAGGAAAGAGGGCAGGGGCCUGGCAGAAGUGGCUGGAGUGUGUCCAGCCGCUCUCAGGGCUCCUCCCCUAGCAAGCACCAGGAGACUCUUCCCAGACACUGGGCCAUCCAAGCUGCAUGGAAGGCCUGUGUAGCCCACUGCCAUUGCAGCUCCACAAGCUGGGCUUUGCCUCUGUCUACACCCUGCCAUCCUGUCUGCCACCAGCUGCCAGUCCUGACUUUGUUCCCCUGCCUGCUGCCCCGUGUGGCUCCAGAGGGACAAGCCAAGCUCCCGGGAGGCUCCUCCUUGUGGACUGGCAUGCCACUGAUUCUGAGAGGCCAGGUGCCCUCUGGCCUGCCUUGAGGUGGAAUUUGAUACUGUGUUCAUUGUCUUAAUGCCUGUUUCUACAUUUUCCUUUCACUGAGGGUUUUAGUGUGGGUGUACUUUUGGUCAGGUUGACACUAAUCCUUUUCUUACAAUGCUGUGAGAACCAUUUCAUCCAAAUGCCAAAUAAACUUGUGUUCUGGAGGA
Jaculus jaculus (lesser Egyptian jerboa) is the source of this 4124-nucleotide messenger RNA. RefSeq names its product DiGeorge syndrome critical region gene 2 (gene Dgcr2). The record is from RefSeq and is a predicted model, not a curated record. Bases 220 to 1875 code for a protein of 551 amino acids. The transcript has 10 exons. Lineage: Eukaryota; Metazoa; Chordata; Mammalia; Rodentia; Dipodidae. Gene Ontology annotation, cellular component: membrane. Gene Ontology annotation, molecular function: protein binding.